Messenger RNA from Lingula anatina, 855 nucleotides. RefSeq lists its product as uncharacterized. The record is from RefSeq and is a predicted model, not a curated record. Lineage: Eukaryota; Metazoa; Brachiopoda; Lingulata; Lingulida; Lingulidae.
AUGCACACAGUACAAGGAGUCCAAAAUCAACCUAGUUUUAGAAAAAUACGAAUUCUGAUUCCACUGUCAGCAAGAAAUGGAAUCAGUGCGUCGGAAGCAAAUAUCGCGUGCACUAGUAGCCAAGCUGGCUCCACCUGUCAGCUGGACAAUCUGUUCUGUAGCGGAAGUUACGUCAGUGGUUUGUGUUUUGGGGCUGCCAACAGGGACUGUUGCGUUCCAGGAGCUGGUGACAGUGCCUGUAUAAGUCAGGAGGGCACCUGUAAGUAUGACUCCGCCCCUUGCAGUGGUUUUUACACCACAGGGCUGUGUGCUGGUCCAACUCCCAGACGCUGUUGCAAUUCGUCCCCUUACCCAGAUAUUGCGUGCAAUAAUUUCCAAGCUGGCUCCACCUGUCAGGUCGACAGUUUGUUCUGUAGCGGAAGUUAUCUCAAUGGAAAUUGUGUUGGGGCUACAAACAGGAGAUGCUGCGUUCCAGGAGCAGGUGACGAUGCCUGCACCAGUGAGGGAGGCACCUGUAAAUUCGACACAGAACCUUGCAGUGGUUUUUACACGUCUGGACUGUGUGCUGGUCCAACUGCCAGACGGUGUUGCAUUCCUUCUCCUUCCCCAGAUAUCGCAUGCAUAACUAACCAAGCUGGCGCCACCUGUCAACUGGACAAUCUGUUCUGUAGCGGAAGUUACGUCAGUGGUUUGUGUUUUGGGGCUGCCAACAGGAGGUGUUGUGUUCCGGGAGCUGGUGACAAUGCAUGCAUCGGUCAGGGUGGCACCUGUAAGUACAACACCGCCCCUUGCAAUGGUUCGUAUUCUACUGGGCUGUGUGCGGGUCCCGGUCCAAGACGCUGUUGUCUUCCUUAA